Symbiodinium sp. CCMP2456 is the source of this 1371-nucleotide messenger RNA. The record is from the annotation of a GenBank genome assembly. NCBI's taxonomy places the organism in Eukaryota, Dinophyceae, Suessiales, Symbiodiniaceae.
AUGGCCGGUGGAAACUUGCAGCAGGCCCUAGGCUUGUUCUUCGAGAUGGGCGGAGGAAGUUCGUCCCCCGCACUCGGGCCCUCUCCGUCUCCUGCAGCUCCCGCAGCUCCUGCUGCAAAUCAACCGGUUAUCGAUGCAGACGUGGCUGCUGAAGUAGCAGCGGCCGCGGCUGCGGCUGGUAUAGAUACAGGCCCUUUGCAAGAUGCGCACAUGGCCGGCGAGGAGGAAGUCCGAGCACCUAUGCCUGCGUACCAGGACCAGAUCAUCAAUCCGGAUCUUGAGCAUCGGAGGAUGCAGGAGCAGAUGGCCGCUGACUCCGCUGCAAUGUUUCGGCGGAUGUCGUUUGAUCGCGGUGGCGAUCCGGCAGGGGCUGGUUCCGGAACCGGUGAAGAGCAGGAGGAUGAGCAAAUGGGAGAGGGCAAGGCUAUCAACAAGCUUUUCGCGCCCCCGGAGUACAACGAAGGGAGCAGCUACUACGAAACAAUCGAGAAGGCCAAAGGUGAGGGCAAGUGGGUGCUGGUCAAUAUCCAGCAGGCAGAGGUGUUUGCCUCGCACACGCUGAACCGGGAUGUGUGGAGCGAUGACACUAUCAAAGACAUCAUCACGGGUUCCUUCCUGUUUUGGCAGCGGGAUGACAAAUCGGCUGAGGGUGACCAGUUCUGCCACUAUCACUCGUGCGGGCACCAGCUGCCGCACAUCUGUGUCAUUGACCCUCGCACGGGCAGACGUGUCAAGAACUGGGAUGGCCGCAAAUGGGUCGAAUCCCAUGCCGCAGCGGAGUAUUUGUUCGGGUUCUUGGACCAAUUUUCCAUGUCCAGGUCACCGCCAUCCAUGUCACCAACAGCAAGUCCUGUCAUGCAUCCGAAGGCAUCACCUCCCGAUCCUUCCCAGAUUCGCCUCCAUGGCUUGGAUGACAUGGAGGUGGAGGCGGUGGAAGCCAAGGAGGAGCCUGUGCCGGUCCUGCCAGAAGAGCCGGCUGAGGGUGUUGAGCAUCUCAAGGUCUCUCUUCGUCUACCUUCGGGUCAGCGAGUUGCUAGACGAUUCCGGCCCGACGAUGAUCUCGAACAGAUGUUCGUCGUCGCAGCCGCUUUGACAGACAAGCCGACUGAAAAGGUGGACUUGGCAACGCAGUUUCCCACGCGAUCGCUUCGAGAAAUCGAGGGCGGCCUCUCUAUAUCAAUAAAGGAAGCGAAGGUGGCUGGCAAUCUGUUGCUGGUGAACAUACGGUCCUGCCCAGCUCUGAGCUUGAACAGUGUACAGCAAUGCAGUCAGCAGGGUCUCAGGCUGUGGCAGGCCGCGGACGAGCAACAUGUCACACAAGCAUGUACAGAGGUCCGUGCCGGCUUGAAAGGGCUUCGAACAACGCGCUGA